UGUAAACCUUACCCAACCCGUCAGAUGUGCCGCCCUAAUGUCUGGUUACUCUCAUUAGUAGUCAUGGAGCUGAAGACAAUUGUUUUUGGCUAUGUAAACUUGAGCUGAAGUUGAAUCCUCCAAUUUCUUAGUCUAUCAAGCUGCGAAGGAAACCAGGUUGGGAGAUGAAUCAUUAACGACUUUACAGAGGAGCUCCGAGUCAGAUUCCUGUGAAAUUCCCGGAAACCAGGUCGGUGACACAUCUUUUAUUGCGGCAGCCGAAGAUUUGCCCCUCCCGGCUCCCGCUGCCUGUCCAUCAGAAAAAACUGCAUCCGCAUUGAUUCCGGCUGAUUAAUGAUAUCAAUAUGCGUAAGUGCAUAACCCCCAUGAUAUAGGACCUGAAAUUAUCUGAACAGCUUGCUGCUGCUGAGAUUGAACCUCAACAUUCUGAUGUUCCUCUUCCACAAUUGCAAUCACAGGGGAAUAGCUUAUUCUACUACUCCAUUUCACACUAAGGAACCAACACCCCUGACCCAUCAACAAUGAAGAAGCUGAAGGGUUCAGACCUCUCAACAAUCUGCACAUAACUCUACUGAACGUGAAGGGGAAGUGCAGAAAACAGAAGGCAUGGCUCAAAACCUCAAAAUAAGACUGCAGCAACUUGAAAUAGACUACAUUAGAGUUAGAAGAUGGAGAGCUUGGAAGCUAGCUCCAAUUGCAAAUCAGAUCUCCACCAUCUCUGGAAUGGCAACAGAAGAAGCCUUCUCAAUUAAUUGGUUAGGUACUUCUGAUAUCUCUCUCUGUGUGACCUUAGAUAAGAUCUCUCAAGUUUACAUAGCCAAAAACAAUUGUCUACAAGGAGAGGAGAAGGCACCAGCAGACUUCUCUUGCUCUAGUGAUGAGGAUGACGAUGAUCAUCAUCACGGUGAUUACAAAGGCAAAAGGAAGAUGAUCAUAGUAUCUGAUGACGAAGAUGAUGAGGAAGCCGUAAAUUUCAGAAAAGCAAUUAAAAUCUCUAAGCUUGAUCUUUUCAGAGGAGCAAGAGGUACCUCCAAUCAACUGCAGCAAGAAGAGGCAUCUACGGCCAUGCAACAUCAAAAUGAAGACUAUUCUGUCACUAUACAACUAGAUGAUCAGGCAGCAGAAUCAGAGGAAAAAGUAGGAGGGUCACAAGCAACCAGUCCAAUUCUAGAUGAGCAUCCAGCUUGUCUCCAGCCCUGUGCAUUGAAAGAGGAGCUUCUUCAAGAAAUAAGAGCGUCUGAAAAGAGAAUGCUCACACACGCAGCUGCCCAACAAGAAGCUAGUCAAAAGGCUCUACUGGGAAAGCUUAUAAAUAUUGAUCAGCUUCUACAACAAGUAAAAUCUCAACAGGAGGCAUUUGCAACGACCCAAAAGCUACAAGAGGAGCACUUACUUCAACUUCAACAGAUUCAUAAAGAGAAGAUGCUUCCCGAAUUUAAAACCAUAGAUGCUGCGAUUAUAAAGGGGAUGAUUUGGCUUGCUGGGCAAUUCUAUGAUGCCCAUCAAGGACGUCAAAUGCCAGCAAAGCUUUCUAGGGAAUACCAACAGCACCUUGAUGCAGGCAACAUCACUAACAUGAACAACCGGUUAGCAGAGCUCAAUGAAGCAAGAAGAAGAGCUAGAGAGGCUAAGAUGUCUCAGCAGCAGCCUCCUGCAGCACAUCAGCCCACUCCACAAAUGCCUCCAGCUCAUGAGCCCCAGCCAGAACCUCAAAAUCAGCUAUCCACUCAGGCUCUAUCCCAACUUCAAGAUGCAUAUACCAAACUGGAGAGACAACUAAAAGAGGAUACUCUGCGGCUUUCCCAUGGUCUCCUAUUGAUGAAGCAAACACAGGAUGAAGACACAGAAAAGCUUCACAAGACACACCAGGGCAUGCAAAAUGUGAUAGAGCUUCUAUAUGCCAGCUCUAAAGAUGCCUUCACUCAACAAACUAAUGCAAUCACCGACCUAGCCAAAACAGUUGACAAAACCUCCAUCAAGCUCAGCUCCAAAGAGGAAGACAUCAUCAGCCUCAGAAAUGAGUUAACUGAGCUCCAGAACAGGGUUGCAAUUAUUGCAACAGAAGUCACUCCCAAUGAUGCCAAAAAGAGGGAAGCAUACAAAAAGGAGCACGGUUAAGACAACAAGGACUAUAGCAAUCAAUUUUUGGCUUUUACUUAUAUACUUUAUUAACAAGUUACCUAUUGAAUAUAUCUUUUUCUGUUAAAAGGCCAACUGAUGUGGCUGUAGUACACUCGAUGGACGGCCCCAAGUUUUGACAUUUUCGAGAGAAUAUCUAGUCAAAAGUCAUAUGAAGAAACACACUACUCAUCCUAUUUAGUGUACAAAUUAUCACUGAAGCAUGGCUAGUUCAACGCUAACUCAUUCAGGGGAGUGUCUAGAUUUAUUGACAAUGAGGGUAGAGAUGUGGCUGAAAGUAGAGCUUCACACAUUUUUUUUUCAUGAAGGCGGUGACAGCGUUUGGCCUUGGUGUUUCUAUAUAUAUUGGAUGGAUGGAGGUGGUCAGGUGGAAAUUGUAACCUUUUCAACAUUGGAGGGAAUCACGGGUUUAGUAUUAUUCUUCAAUUCAGCCUAUUCCUCAUAGUGUGAGGGCUUGAAUUUCGACCUGAAACUAGUUUUGGUGGUAUGAUCAAUUGGGGAUUUCCUGAAGAACUCUUGGAAGAAAAAGUGAACUUCUAGCUAGAGAAGUGAGAACAAUGUCUAUAGCUAGUGAUGUGAAGUGUAUAUUCAUGACGGGGUGUAUCAACUAUUCAACUAUCAGGACAUGUUGCUAUUGCAUUCUAGUAAUUGAUGGGAAAUUGUAUGCCAUAUUGUGUAACUUCAUUUUGCUCAUUAUUUUAGUGUAACGAUAGAGUAAUUUUAUGAAACAAUUACAUACUACGUAUAUAUGACUACAAUGAAGGUGGGAGCCUUUGCGACACUGGGAUAAUGAUGAUGAUAUGACUACAAUGAGGAUUGUUU
Molecule: messenger RNA, 2961 nt
Organism: Cuscuta epithymum
Lineage: Eukaryota; Viridiplantae; Streptophyta; Magnoliopsida; Solanales; Convolvulaceae
Source: the annotation of a GenBank genome assembly